CUCAUCUCCUUCUUUAAUUCAAUCCAUCAACCCACAUUGCCAAUGGCAUCUUGAGCUCCUCCUGCCAUUCUUCACAAAUCUUCUCAUCAUUCUUUCCCUUGAAUGGUGGAGAAGAUGGCAGUGACUCACUGUGGAUCUCAUACUAUCAGAUCCCACGGAGCCAAGUUGGCAAGAGCUCAUAUGCAAGACUGGCUAAUUCUUCUCCUCCUUGGCCUAAUAAUUGGUAUUUUGAAUUAUAUUGAACCUUUUCAUCGCUUUAUUGGAAGCGAGAUGAUGACAGAUCUGAAAUACCCUUUCAAGCCAGACACUGUACCUAUGUGGGCUGUUCCGAUUUAUGCAAUAUUGUUCCCUUGUGUAAUAUUUCUCGUAUACUACAUUUCCAGAAGGGAUGUUUAUGAUUUGCAUCACGCUGUUCUAGGCAUUCUGUUUUCUGCUCUGAUUACUGGAGUCAUAACUGAGUCAAUCAAAGAUGCUGUUGGUCGACCACGACCAAAUUUCUUUUGGCGGUGUUUCAAAGAUGGAUUGCCUGUGUUUAAUCCUUCUACAUUGGAUGUCAUGUGUACCAACAAAAACUUGGAGGUUAUAAAGGAAGGUUACAAAAGUUUCCCAAGUGGACACACUUCUUGGUCCUUUGCAGGUCUAGGUUUCCUCUCUUGGUAUUUGUCUGGGAAAAUUAGGGUGUUUGAUCGUAGGGGCCAUAUUGCAAAACUCUGUAUUGUUAUCCUUCCAUAUCUUUUGGCCUCACUUGUGGGAGUUUCUCGCGUGGAUGACUAUUGGCAUCAUUGGACAGAUGUAUUCACUGGAGGCAUUAUAGGAAUGGGAGUUUCUUCACUAUGCUACUUGCAUUUCUUUCCAUACCCACAUGAUAUGAAUGGUUGGGCACCUCAUGCAUAUUUUAGAACGUUGGCUGAAAAUGCUGCUCAGUCCGUGCCAACAGAGAUGGAAGCUGCCCCUUACGCGCACCAUGUAUACGGUGAAGAAACUGAAAAAUCAACUAUGCUAGAUACAAGCCCGGAUUUGGGAUUACUGGAAGCUGGGAAAACACACUGAUUUCAUAGCUUCAUUUUACAAGUAUACAAUGUCACUGAAUUAUACUUGUGUAUUUCAUAUGUUGCAUACUUGAACUUGUAAAUUACAUCCAAAUAGAUUCAUGGACACAGAUUACCAAAUUCAUUUUCUUUUCGAUGAUUUCAAUUUACUGAUGUUACAAAUUUGCAUUUUGUUGUUUUAGAAUUGAAUUGUUUGUUGGUUGAGUUGACGUGCUUCAUGAUUUUA
This is a messenger RNA of Camellia sinensis, 1275 nucleotides long. RefSeq names its product lipid phosphate phosphatase 2. Gene Ontology annotation, cellular component: membrane. NCBI's taxonomy places the organism in Eukaryota, Viridiplantae, Streptophyta, Magnoliopsida, Ericales, Theaceae. Gene Ontology annotation, biological process: phospholipid metabolic process; phospholipid dephosphorylation. Gene Ontology annotation, molecular function: phosphatidate phosphatase activity. The record is from RefSeq and is a predicted model, not a curated record.